GCCCAGUGACCUGCACUGAUCAAUAUUAUCGUAAUUCUUCCUUUAAUUAAAUGCCUUACAAUUUCAUUCACUAAUUUAUCAUCAUCUCUUAUUUUUAACAAGUUAAAUAUUGCACUAGACCCUAGAGAUAUGGUGUAUAAUAUCAAGUGGUGCCUUGAUCGUACGUCUGGCAGCGGGAGACGCUGAGGAAUGAUAGCCUGGUUCAGCCAUUCAAUAAUACAUAGUCUGUAUACACGGGUACACAUUGCUCUAUGUAUAUAAACACCUUUCUCAAGCCCAAUGGAAUACACCUCAAGUGACUAAUGCUAGUUUGGGACUAUUACUAGCUAUACAAGUAGCUCUCUCAAGUGUUGUAUGGACCUCGUAUCAAGUGGCCGCUGUAGUUAAUAUUCCGAAUAUCUUUCUUCUUGUCUGAACAAUCUUGGUGAGGAAGAUGUCUGAGGAGACGUGUGAGAAGGACGCCCAGGGGGAGAACACCCAGCUGGACUACGACAAGAACACCAGCAAGGGGGAACUGGCCGUGAAGGUCAUAUGUCUGGGGGACAGUGCUGUCGGCAAGUCCAAACUUGUGGAGCGGUUUCUGAUGGACGGCUACCAGCACCAGCAGCUGUCCACCUUUGCUCUUACCUUGUACAGAUAUCGCACCAAGGUGGAAAACACAGAUGUAUUAGUAGAUUUUUGGGACACAGCAGGACAAGAGAGGUUUCAGACAAUGCACCCGUCAUACUAUCAUCAGGUAAAUGGAAUUUAUAUUUUUCAGGCUCAUGCUGCAAUCUUGGUGUUUGACGGUACACGCAAAGUGACAUACAAGAACCUCUCCAACUGGUAUAAGGAGCUACGACAACAUAGACCAGAGAUUCCAUGUUUCUGUGCUGUCAAUAAAAUCGACGAAAAUGAAGAUAUUGCAGGAAAGAGUUUUGCUUUCCCGGAGAAGAACAACAUCCCAAUGUACUAUGUGUCGGCCUCAAGUGGCACUAAUGUUGUUAAGAUGUUCAAGGAUGCCAUAAAUGCUGCUUUCCAGUACAAGAAGAACCCAACAGAUGUCACUGACCAAAUCAUGGAAGAACUGGAGAUGGACAUGAAUUUAUAAAGCAAGAAUAUUUCUGUACAAAAAAUCCUCAUCCAAUGUUACUGAGGGGUCUCCAUGGAGGAAAUGGAAAUGGACAUGCCAAGUGUGUGUGUGUGUCAUUAUAUAUACUGUGCUGUAUACAUGUACUGUAUGUGUUAUGUGUGUAUAUUUGUCACACCAUUGCAAUGAAAUCACAAUGGCAUGAUAUGUAUCAAUGAAAAUC
Procambarus clarkii (red swamp crayfish) is the source of this 1292-nucleotide messenger RNA. RefSeq names its product rab-like protein 2A. The record is from RefSeq and is a predicted model, not a curated record. Gene Ontology annotation, molecular function: GTP binding; GTPase activity. Gene Ontology annotation, biological process: regulation of exocytosis. NCBI's taxonomy places the organism in Eukaryota, Metazoa, Arthropoda, Malacostraca, Decapoda, Cambaridae.